Papaver somniferum (opium poppy) is the source of this 3775-nucleotide messenger RNA. RefSeq names its product protein SMAX1-LIKE 7-like. The transcript is spliced from 3 exons. Gene Ontology annotation, molecular function: ATP hydrolysis activity; ATP binding. NCBI's taxonomy places the organism in Eukaryota, Viridiplantae, Streptophyta, Magnoliopsida, Ranunculales, Papaveraceae. The coding region runs from base 322 to 3600 and encodes 1092 amino acids. The record is from RefSeq and is a predicted model, not a curated record.
CUUUCAUGUCAACACAGUCAGAUGUAACUUUUCUGUGUCCCCUCCUCCCUCCCUCCAUGGCCCCAUCCCAAUUAGUGGUCAUGGCAUCUUCCACACCUCCCUUAGAUAUCACAGAGUCUGACUGAGAGAGAUCAAAACUGAGAGAUUCCAUAACAGAGAAUCAGUGCUUCUGUUUUUUUCUCUACAGUGUGUCUAAAAAAUAAACAAUUUAAAAGCAAAGAUAUGAACUCAUCAACUUUACUUGAAAUUUUUUAUUUCUGAAAGCAGAGAUAUUAUUUUCUUCUCAGAAAAUUAUUUUAUUUUUAGGAGGAAGUGUUAGUUAUGCCAACACCAGUGACUACAGCGAGACAGUGCUUAACAGCAGAAGCUUCAAAAGGUUUAGAUGAAGCUGUUACCGUUGCUAAACGUAGAGGUCAUGCACAGACAACUUCACUUCACGUAAUCUCUUCAUUUUUGAUACUUCCUUCGUCUUCCAUCCUCCGGGACGCUUGUUUACGCACGCGCAACUCUUCGUACUCGUCGAAUGUUAAGUUUAAAGCUUUAGAGCUUUGUUUUAAUGUCGCACUUGACCGUUUACCUUCAUCACAACAUAAUGGUAGUAGUGGAAAUGGUAAUGAACCGCCGGUUUCUAAUUCGUUAAUGGCUGCCAUCAAAAGAUCUCAAGCUAACCAGAGGAGGAACCCGGAGAGUUAUCAUCUUUAUCAUCUUCAACAAAACCAGCAGCAAUCUUCAGUUUCUUGUGUCAAAGUUGAAACUCAGCAGCUGGUGCUGUCUAUACUUGAUGAUCCUGUUGUUAGUCGUGUUUUCGCUGACGCAGGGUUCCGUAGUACCGAUAUAAAGUUCUCCAUACUUCGUCCAUUACGGUAUAAUUCAUCGUACCCGCCUUUGUUUCUGUGUAAUCUAGCAGCUGGUGCAGCAGCAGGAGUUGGUCCUGAUGGUGUUUCUGUAAGUGACUAUGAAUCUGGCCGGAAGAGUUUUAGCUUUCCGUUCUCAGGGUUUUCCGAAAUUUCUGACGGAGACGAGAAUUGCAGGAGAAUUGGAGAAAUUCUUGUGAGGAAGAAAGGUAGAAAUCCGUUACUAGUUGGUGUCCAUGCUAAAGAUGCUAUAACAAGUUUCAAAGAAAAUGUAGAGAGUCAGAAAAACGGAGUGUUGCCGGUUGAAUUGCCCCGGUUGGAUUUUAUAUCCAUCGAAAGCGAAGUUAUGGAGUUUGUUGCCAAGAAUGGAAGUGAAAGACGAAUGGGUUCGAAAUUUGAUGAGUUGAGUCAAUUAGUAAAGAAUUCUUCUGGUGUUGUUGUCAGUUUUGGAGAUUUAAAUGGCUUCGCAGGAGAUGGUUCGAGCGGCGGCGAUGCUAGUAGUUAUUUGAUUUCGAAAUUGACAAAUUUGGUGGAGACUUGCAGUGGCAAGUUAUGGCUAAUGGGUUCAACAAGUAGUUAUGAGACAUAUUUGAGGUUUAUCACAAAAUUUCCUACUGUUGAAAAAGAUUGGGACUUGCAGAUUUUACCUACUGCUUCUUUUAGAUCUUCCAUUGGUGGCUACUUCUCUAAACCUCACAGCUUAAUGGAGUCAUUUAUACCACUAGGCGGGUUCUUUUCCACACCGCCCAACCUGGCGGCUCCGCUAGGCAGCACAUACCGACCUUUUUCUCGCUGCAAACUGUGCAGUGAUAAGUGUGAGCAAGAAGUUUCUGCUGUUCUGACGGUGGGACGGACCAAUUCACAGUCAGAUCAGCACCAAGCAAGCUUGCCUGCGUGGCUGCAGUCUGCUGACGUCGACACAAACAUUGGGAUGGAUUUGGGCAAGGCCAAAGAUGAUAAAACAGAAUUACAUGCUAAAGUUACAGUGCUGCAAAAGAAAUGGAAUGAUAUUUGCCAAUGUCUCCACCACAACAGCUCACCGUUGGAAGGAGAUGUUAGUCGAGCGGGAUCACAAGCAUUUCCUUGCAUUAUGGGUUUUCCAGUUGCGCAGGAAAGGAAAGAAAGAGUCGGUGGUCAUGCUAACACUAUGUUUGAUGAAAGUGAAUGUGAUAGUGCACAGCUGGAGUUGCCUAAGGCCUCGGAACAGGGUGUAACCUUGUCAGCUCCGGUUGAUUUGAAAGAUAAAAGCACCAUAACCUUGUCAGGGAGUUCUCCACAGAAACUGCCCCAAAGACCUUCUUCCAAGGGUGACGCGAAUCCUGCUUACUCUCUAUCUGUUGUACUUGAUGGUCACGGGUCUCCUUGCUCCGCUGCGUCGGUUACAACAGAUUUAGGUCUCGGAACACUCUACUCGUCUCUCCAGGACCCAAAGCAUCCCACUAGUCAAGCUAAUGAAGAAAUUGAGGUGGUCAAAGGAAAACCUCUCAAGCCCCACCAGCUUCAAUCUUCUUCCUGCACAGGGCCUAAUUCAAGUGCACAGUUUGAUUCGACAGAUUUCAAGUUAUUCUUGAAAUCUCUUAAAGAAAAGGUUGGCCGACAAGAUGAAGCAAUAUAUGCGGUGAGCCGUACUGUAGCUCUCUGCAGAUCAGGAAAGGAACGGCGCCGCAGAGCAAGCUUGAAAGGUGACAUAUGGUUCAGUUUCCUCGGGUCUGACAUGGUUGCCAAAAAGAAACUUGCUAUUGCCCUUGCAGAGAUGCUGUUCGGCAGCAGAGAAAGUGUAAUAUGUGUGGAUUUAGCUUGUCCUGACGGGGUCUCUCCACCAAACUCGAUCUUUCAUUCCAAAAAGAUGAAUGGUUUCGACACAAGUUUCAGAGGGAGUUUUAUAGUUGACUACAUCUAUUCAGAGAUAAGGAAGAAUCCACUGUCAGUAGUUUUUCUCGAAAAUGUCGAUAAGGCGGAUACCGGGGUGCAUAAUUGCCUAGUCCAUGCUAUCCAGACCGGCAAAUUUAUAGAUUCUCGUGGACGAGAGAUUGGUAUCAACAAUUCUGUCUUUGCAGUUACGUCAAGCGAGAUCAAGAGUAAUGAAACGUUCAGUUUCAGGAAAGAAACACAAAAAUUCUCUGAGGAAAAGAUUCUAGUAGCCCAAGGCUGGCAAAUGCAGAUACUGAUCAGAAAUGACCCUGAGUACUGCAUCCCCGCAUUACUCAAUAAGUCUAACGUAUUCGUGUCUUCAAGAAACCCCAGUUCUAUUCCAGCAUUUUUGAACAAAAGAAAGCUGAAUGAAACCAUGGAAACAGCGAAACGAAUUCAGAAAACGUCCAGUAAGUGUCUGGACUUGAACUUACCCGUCGAAGCAGCUUCAGAAGAUUCUACUUUAGCUUCUCUGGAUAAUUUAACUAGCCUAGUGGAUGAAUGUGUGGUAUUUGAGCCCUUCGACUUCGACUCCCUUGCCAGUGACAUACUGAAAAAAAUGGACGAAAGCUACAAGAACACAAUUGGGAAUGAGGGUUUCUUGGAAGUUGAUUCACAAGCAAUGGAGCAAAUACUUGCAGCUGCAUGGUUGUGCGACAGCAGAAACUCAUUGGACAAUUGGGUCGAAUAUGUUGUUGGCAGUACUUUUGCUGAGGCUCGGGAAAGAUAUAGUGUUGGAACUGGUACAGUUUUGAAACUUGUUAGCUGUGAGGGUCUCCCAAUGCAGGAUCAAGCAUUGGAAGUUUGCCUUCCUGCAAGAAUUAUUCUGCAGUGAUGGAAUUCUUGCAAGUGCCGUGAUGUAUAAAGUAUAGUAUUAAUGUAGUAAAAUCCCGAUCAGAAAAAAGUAUUAAUGUAGUAAAUUAGAGUCUGUAAUUUUCAGCUUUAACCUGUUUAAUCCCAUGGUUUUAAUUUUCUCUUCAGGAAAAAAGUGAACCACGUUCAUACAUAAA